AUGGGUAUCCAAGAUAUUCUGAUUAAAGCGAGGCUAGAUGGGACUAGGUCAAUUAAUCCUAAACAGAAUUUCAGAUGGUAUUUUCAAGUUCGUUGUGAUAGAUGUAGGGAAAUUAACAAUAAAGAAAUUUAUCUAGCCGCAGAAGAAUUUCAUGAAAAAGCAGGAACUCCUGGAAUAUUUAAUUUUGCAAUGAAAUGCAAAAUAUGUGAAAAUUUAGGGACUAUCAAUAUAAUUAAUGGAUCAAUAAAGCAUUAUAGUGCUUUCACAACCAUAAUAAUAAGCAAGAGAUGCCAAAUUGAAGACUAUGAAGAAGGAUCAAGAGAAAUUUUUAAAUCAAUUUGCCAAUGCGAAACUAGAGGUCUCGUCAUAGUUUCUUUUCGAAUAGGUGAUGGAUUUACAGUAGAAUCAUUAACAAAUAAGAUAUGGGAAGAUGUCGACUUAUCUCAAGGGGACUGGUGUGAGUAUGAUGAAAAUGCAGGUACAAUUGUCGGGGUCUAUGAAAUAGAAACUAGAGUUUCUUAG
Messenger RNA from Blepharisma stoltei, 522 nucleotides. Lineage: Eukaryota; Ciliophora; Heterotrichea; Heterotrichida; Blepharismidae. The record is from the annotation of a GenBank genome assembly.